This is a messenger RNA of Callorhinchus milii (elephant shark), 3472 nucleotides long. RefSeq names its product protocadherin-8 (gene pcdh8.2). Gene Ontology annotation, molecular function: calcium ion binding. The coding region runs from base 48 to 3035 and encodes 995 amino acids. Gene Ontology annotation, biological process: homophilic cell-cell adhesion. The transcript is spliced from 4 exons. The record is from RefSeq and is a predicted model, not a curated record. Gene Ontology annotation, cellular component: plasma membrane. Lineage: Eukaryota; Metazoa; Chordata; Chondrichthyes; Chimaeriformes; Callorhinchidae.
ACACACACACACCAGACACACACACACGAGGAUAUUGAAGGUAGAGGAUGCUGUACGGAAGCCCCCCCCCCCGGGUGUGUGCUCCUGCCCCGCUGCCCCGCUCCGGGCUCCGCUCCCUGUUGCUGCUCCUGUCCGUCGUGUCCGCCGCCGACGGCAAAACCUUCAGGUACUCGAUCUACGAGGAGGAGGUCCCGGGCACUGUGAUCGGAAACUUGGCCGAAGACGCGCAGAUAACCGCAGCCGAUGAUGAUCUGCGGAGCAGUUUCCGACCGAUGCAGAAGCUCAACGCGUCUUUGAUCCAAGUGGGAGAGAGUGCGGGCGACCUGACCAUCGGGGGCCGUAUCGACCGGGAGCAGAUCUGUCGGGACACGUCGCCCUGUCUGAUCGCUUUCGAUGUGGUCAACUUUUCCAGAGAGACCUUUAAACUGCUCCACGUGGAGGUCGAGGUCAGAGACAUCAACGACAACGCGCCCGAGUUCCCCAACUCCGAGAUGUCGGUGCAGAUCUCCGAGAGCUCAGCGCUCGGGACCCGAAUCCCUCUCGAGGUCGCGGUCGACGCCGAUGUCGGCGACAAUUAUCUGCAAAACUACGCCAUUUCUGCCAACAGCCACUUCAGCCUCGAGAUGCAAACCCGGAGCGAUGGCGUCAAGUGCGCCGACCUGGUGCUGGUCCAAGCCCUCGACCGGGAAAGUCAGGCUCACCUGACACUAGAGCUGUCCGCACAGGACGGGGGCCAUCCCCCUGAGGUGGGAAGAGCUAAGGUCCAGGUCGAGGUUCUGGACUGGAACGACAACAGCCCCGAGUUUGUGCAGAAGUCCUUCCUGGUGGAGCUCCAUGAAGAUGCUCCGGUGGGUUUCCUGCUGCUGCACCUGGAGGCCGUGGACCCUGACCAGGGGCUGAACGGACAGGUGGUCUAUGGCUUCAGCCCUCACCUCUCGCCUGAGGUUCGACAACUCUUUCGAGUCGAUGCCAAGUCUGGCCGUUUGACCCUGGAGGGGGCCGUCGACUACGAAAGCAGAAAAACGUACGAGUUGGAUGUUCAAGGUCGCGAUCUGGGUCCCAACUCCAUCCCCGCCAACUGCAAGGUCACCGUCAACAUCCUGGACGUGAACGACAACGCCCCGGAGAUCGCCAUCACCCCCAUGACCUCCGUCAGCUCCGGAGUCGCCUACAUCACCGAGGCCGCCGCCAAAGACAGCUUCGUGGCUCUGAUCGGCACCUCGGACAGCGACUCGGGCUCCAACGGCCAAGUGUCUUGUACUCUGUACGGACACGAUCACUUCAAGCUGCAGCAAGCGUAUGCCGACAGCUACAUGAUCGUCACCACGGCGGCUCUGGACCGCGAGAGGAUCGGGGAAUAUAACCUGACUGUGGUGGCCGAGGACCUGGGCUCCCCUCCCUACAAGAGCAUCAGGCAGUACACCAUCCGCCUGAGCGACGUGAACGACAACGCCCCCUCUUUCUCCAAAGCCAUCUACCAAGUGUCCGUCCUGGAGAACAACGCGCCGGGGGCUUACAUCACCACCGUGGUGGCCCGCGAUCCCGAUCUGGGUGCCAACGGGCAGGUCGGGUACCGUCUGGUGGACACGCAGGUCCUGGGGACCCCCGUCUCCGCUCUGGUGUCUGUGGACCCGACCACUGGGGCCAUCUAUGCGCUGCGCUCGCUGGACCGGGAGCGGCUGGAGGAGUUGGAGCUGCGGAUGGAGGCGAGUGACGGCGGCUCCCCACAGCUCAGCAGUUCAGCGCUCAUCCAGCUGAGGGUCGCCGAUCAGAACGAUAACGCUCCUGUCGUCACCCACCCCGUCCCUAGCAACCGCUCUGCGACAGUGCUGCUGCCUAGCAACGCACCAUCCGGUUACCUGGCAACACGCAUCCGCGCUCGGGACGCUGACGAGGGGCUGAAUUCUCAGCUGACGUACGGACUCCUGCGGGGGGAGCCCCCGGGGCUCUUCACUGCCAACAGCGUGACCGGGGAGAUCUUCCUCAACAGACUCCUCAGCAAAGACAGGCCGCCCGCCCUCAAGAUCAUCGUGGCUGUUCACGACAACGGCCGACCAUCGCUGUCCUCCACAGUCACCGUCAGCUUCGUGGUGAGGCCACCAGCACCUCCCGGCAGCCAAGAGCUCGUCAUCCGCAGCUCUGCCCAAACACAGCGGCCCUGGGACCUCUCCUCCAUCAUCAUCACGGUCCUGGCGGGCAGCUGCACGUUGCUCCUCGUGGCUAUCGUCGCCAUCGCCACCACGUGCAAUAAAAGCAAGGAACCGAAGCUCAAGCGGGCCCGGGGUCAGGACAUCUCUCAGCUGGAGAGGGGCAGACGCCCAGAGUGCGGCUUGAUCCCGAGCCACAAGGGCGGCAAGUUCCAAGCAGUUGACGUCCAGCAGUAUUCCAGCGCCGCUUCCUUGUGCGGCUUGAACGCCGGCGACAGCGGUGGAUCGCCCAACUCGGAGCACGGCAGCAGCCAGUUGUGUCGCUUCGUGGUGGAUAAGCUCAGAGGAACGGACCCUGAGCUUUUUCCUCCUGUCUCGGGCUUUGGUCACCAAGCCCUCCACCCAGUCACAAUCUGGAAAGGCAAAUCAUUUACUUUAAACAAAAGUGAACACACAAACCAUCCUCAAGAUAGAUUCAGCGGGAAGGACAGUGGGAAAGGGGACAGCGACUUUAACGACAGUGACUCUGAUAUCAGCGGCAUUGGGCUGAGCAAGAAAGGUGCGCUGAGCCAAAGGCACAAUGGUUUGUGGUCCUGUACAAGUGAAUGCAAGGUCCUUGGUCACUCAGAUCGCUGCUGGAGCCCAUCAACUGGGGGAUCCAACACCUAUUCUUCCACAACUGCUUCCCAACACCUCAAUACUUUUGGGAAAAGUACUUCUCUGCCCCGAGAUCCACUUCGGAAGGACACAUACUACCAGGCACUUUUGCCCAAAACAGCUGGCCUGCAAAGUGUAUAUCAGAAAGUUUCAUCCAAAGAAACUGAAACUGUAACAUCUAUCAUUGUACCAUUGUAUCAGACUGUGGGAUUGAAGGGCCAAACUUCCUAACUUAUAUCUCAAUGAUCAAUAGAACUAGCACAUCACCUCAGCUCUCUCCAUGAACAGAUUUAUUGAUUUUUUAAAAACAAAUCUAUGCUUUGUUGAAAACGUGCAAUAUGUUCAUUCUGUACAUAAUGACAUUACCUUUUUUUAUGUUAAACACUGUAUAAAAUUCAAUUGAUUUACAUGAAACCUAUUUCCAUACUAAAAGUCUGCUGUGGAUAACGUAAUGCCCAAAUACAAUACUUGUAAAUGUAAAUUAAGGAAAUUAGUAAAAUGAGAUGAAAUUACGUUGUGCUUUUCUAUUGAAGCAAUUGAAUGGCUGAUUUUAUUGUUUGUUAGCUUGUAUUUUAUACUUUUCAUUGUCUUAUUGUCUCAAUGCAUAUAUUUUAUGAUUUGUAAAUAGACUCACGCAGAUACUUUAAUAAAAAUUGUAUUAUAUCCAA